AUGUCCAGCAUCUUUGAUACCUCUCGUCUCGUGGGCAAGACCGCUCUCAUCACUGGUGCCUCGGCCGGUAUCGGGGCCGCAACAGCCCACCUCUUUGCCCGUGCCGGCUCCAACGUCGUCCUUCUCGCUCGGCGCGCAGACAAGCUCGCAGAAGUCAAGAAGGCGUGCGAAGAGGGCCACAAGGAGGCCAAGGUGGACAAUGGGAAGGUCGUCGUGAUUGAGGCGGAUGUGUCCAACAAGGAGAGCUUGGAGGCUGUCAUGGGGAAGCUGGAUGGGUUGAAGGUGGACUUCCUCGUCAACAAUGCUGGGAUGGUCCGCGGACGAGAGCACAUCGGUGACAUCGCCGACGAGGAUAUUGAGAUCAUGAUCAACACCAAUGUUGUCGGUCUGAUCAGACUGACUCAGCUGUUCGUCAAGGAGAUGAAGAAACAAGACUCUGGGAUGAUCAUCAACCUUGGCUCUAUCGCUGGUCGCGAGCCCUACGCUGGCGGCGGUAUCUACUGCGCCACCAAGGCCGCUGUGCGAUCUUUUAACGGCAGUCUGCUGCGGGAGCUGGUCAAUACCAACAUUCGGGUCUGCGAGAUCCAGCCAGGUAUGGUUGAGACCGAAUUCUCGCUCGUGCGCUUCAGGGGCGACAAGGCCGCUGCGGACAGCGUCUACACCGGUCUUACACCUUUGUCCGGCCACGAUAUCGCUGAGCAGAUUGUCUGGGCCGCUAGCAGGCCAGAGCACGUCCAGAUCGCUGAGAUGCUCGUCUUCCCCUCGGCGCAGGCUUCUGCUGGGAUCAACUACAAGAAGCCGCAAUAG
Dioszegia hungarica is the source of this 807-nucleotide messenger RNA. RefSeq lists its product as uncharacterized. The coding region runs from base 1 to 807 and encodes 268 amino acids. Gene Ontology annotation, cellular component: cytosol. The record is from RefSeq and is a predicted model, not a curated record. Gene Ontology annotation, molecular function: oxidoreductase activity. Lineage: Eukaryota; Fungi; Basidiomycota; Tremellomycetes; Tremellales; Bulleribasidiaceae. The transcript is spliced from 9 exons.